AUGGGCCUCCCGAGCUCGCCACUCCUGCUCGAGAACCUGGUCAACUACGCUCAGAGCUCCCCAGGGCCCCGCCUGGGCGCGGGCUGGAGGGAGUGGUGCAACGAAGUAAUGGCCGCCCUCAACUGGCCCCACUGCGGCAAGGACGAGCUGCGCGAGCCCAGGCACCUUGCGGACCAGCACCGCGAGUUUGAGCUGCCCGCCGCCAACUCGGAGAGGGGCAGCGCCUGCGAAGCAUCCCACGCAGAGAUGCUCGCUCAGGCACCUGGCUACGCUGGCGACAGCGGUCGGGCGCGCCCCUACAGCGAGCCGCUUGCGGCCUGGCCCGAGUCGACGAAGGCAGUCUCCACCGCCGACGUCGUCGCCGAGGCUGACUCCGCCGCGCUGCAGGGCUGGGGGCAGAGUAUGCUGAAUCCCGAGUCGGUCGCGGCGGAGCUUCGCGAGUCUCCGGGGGCGUCACGCCCCUAUGCGGAUCCUGAGCUUCGUCAUCGCCCGAAGUCGUGCGCCCAGUUCUUGAAACAGCCGGAGGCCCGCGACGCGAUGUCGCGGCAGGCCGCCAGCCCUCUGGCCUCUUUUACAACCUCUUUGUUCUUUGUGGAGAAGUCCAACCACAUGCUGAGGUUUGCAUUCGACACUCGGAUGGCCAACUGCAGUUUCGCAGCGCCGCCAGCCGCAAGGCAUCCCACGCCCGGCGCGCGGGCCAGCGUCGACUGCGACGACAGUAUUGUGUUCGCCCAGGGCGACAUCCAGUGCGCUUUCUAUCACUUACGUUUGCCUGCAGGGAAGGAGUCGCUGUUCUCGCUGCCCGCGAUCUCCAAUAUAUCCAUCGGUCUCAAAUCCAUCAACGGUGCCCCCACUGGUAUCAACGACUUCGCCCAGCCCUUGGUCACGGUGGCCCCCAUGGGAUGGCGCGUCGCGGGCGCGGCUCUGGCAUGCGGUUUUCGCGCGCUGGUGCGCCGGGUGCCCGCUGAGAGGAACGUCUCCGACAGGAGCUGCCGCGCCCGCGCCCAGAAGUUGCCGAGCUGGAACCCGUGGGCCGCGAGGGUCUUCGGGGGCAAUGCCGAGCAGGACGUCGUCCUGGCGCUGUUCUUCGCCCAUCUCUUCCUCGACGGCUACGCCAGCGCGACGGGCCGCAUGGCGACGGCCGCGCUCAGACGCUGGCUGGGGGCAGGCCGCGGCCCGGGGCCUUUCGGGCCCCCCGGCCCAGGGCGCAUCGCGGAGGCCAGCCUGUGGAGCUUCUCCCCCGACCAAGUGCGCCAGGCCUUCGAGAGCUCUCUGGUCCCGCUCCAGCUCGACGGGGAGCGGGCCUCGCUGCGCCACGGGGCGCUGGACGCCGUGGCCCGAGCGUCUGCGAACGGGCUCCCCUUUGAAGUGGCCAGCGCUGGCACGGACAUGAUAGUGGCCGCCGCUAGUCAGCUGCCCGGCGCCGCCAGAUAUAUAGGACAGUUUUUGAUCAAUGAGUUUUUUUCGGCCGUGGCCGCGCGCGAGGACUUGCGCGCGGCACCGAGUCUGUGCUUCGCCAGCGGUCGUCUCGAGCUCGUGGCCGCCCUGCGACGCAUGCCCUCGCUGGCCGCCGCCACGGCCGGAGUGCCACGGGCGCUCGAGGGGUCUGAGGACCGGGCGACCUGCUGGCGCCAGAAGCGCACCGGGCAGGGUGUUCAGAUACGACAUCUUUGGGUGGACAAGGGCAACGUUAGGACGUCGAGCGAUGCGUCGGCACGGGCGCUGCGGGCGGGCCCGGGCUCCCGCGCCCUGCUCCCCCGCGGCAUCGUCGGUGUCGUGGUCGCCCUCGUCACUCAAGCGAUCACGUUGCUGCACGAAAGGUUGGGGGCGACUGGCGUGAUAGAAGCGGGCCGCCUCGCACAACGUGGAGUAUGUCCAGCUCGUGUUUUCGUGAAGGUCAAGGCCAGAAGGCAGCACCCCAAGUCCUGCAAGGGGAUCGGGAUUCUCAUCCUCGGGGGCGUGCUGCGCGAAGUAGCGACGAAGCUGUACCGCGGGGACUCGGCAACCCACAGGGCGGUGGCCAUCUCGGCCCGGCAGCCGCCGACACAGCGCAGCACGCUGCCCGUGGCGGCGUCCGCCGAGAGUGCGAUCGCGGGUGCUGCGCCAGAAGCCAGGGCAUGCACCCGCCCCGCGCUGGAGGGCGAGACCUCAGCGGCGGGUGCGGACUCGGCGGCCUGCCUGGCAGGAGGAGCCGAGCUGACGCCCAUCGCAGACCUGGCGCCGCCACCGCCGCCGCCGCAGGCAGUGCCUCAGGCAGUGGCCGUCAGCGCGGCCUCGGACGAGGCUGGGCAGCCCGACGGGUCAUUUGGCUCGGCAUGGCCAGCCAAUCCUACCUUGCUUGAGACGAGGCAUGGGCGGCUUGAGGAGGACCGAGCGGGCGAAGGCCUCGGCCGAGGUCCUCGGCAAGGACGGCGGCUGAGGGCCCGACGUGGACCGAGCCCGCGGCGUGGGACUCGAUCGCCUGCAUAUCAUUUUUCCUAG
Molecule: messenger RNA, 2481 nt
Organism: Prorocentrum cordatum
Lineage: Eukaryota; Dinophyceae; Prorocentrales; Prorocentraceae
Source: the annotation of a GenBank genome assembly